This is a messenger RNA of Leguminivora glycinivorella, 1193 nucleotides long. Its product is annotated as estradiol 17-beta-dehydrogenase 8-like. Gene Ontology annotation, molecular function: oxidoreductase activity. The record is from RefSeq and is a predicted model, not a curated record. NCBI's taxonomy places the organism in Eukaryota, Metazoa, Arthropoda, Insecta, Lepidoptera, Tortricidae.
AAAGAAUUUUAUUGUCAGUUAGGUAAUUAUCUGAUAAUUAAACUGGCAGUAUUUAUUUAGCUCCCGUGGCAAAUAAACGCAUAAUACGUGGCACAUCAAGUACACAGCUCUCCCAGACGCUGUAUUGUGCGCGAACCUUCCAGCAUCGGCUUGCGACUUUCACACCACGACCACCUAAGGGUCUACGUGGAAAAUGUUCACCAAUAAAGUGGCCAUAAUCACGGGAGCCAGCUCCGGUAUAGGAGCCGCCACAGCCAUCGCACUAUCUAAGGAAGGUGCCAAGGUUGCCCUGGUCGCCAGAAACGACCAACUUAACCAAGUCGCCGACCAAUGCGUCGGCGACACUCUCGUCAUCAAGGCUGACAUCUCCAAAGAUGAAGAUUGUCAUAAAACUGUGCAAAAAACUAUCGCUCGUUUCCGCCAACUGGAUUUACUUGUCAACAAUGCGGGAAUCAGCAGACUCACAACAAUUCUGGACGACAAUUUUUUGGAGUGUUUCGAUCAAGUUUUAAACACAAAUCUGCGUCCAGCUGCUCUCUUGACACACUUGGCGGCUCCUCAUCUAGUUAAGAGUAAAGGUGUCAUUGUCAAUAUAUCGAGCGUCCAGUCUUUAUGCGUCCCUACGGUGGAAACGAAGGGUUGUCCAUACGCAGUUUCUAAAGCAGGUUUGGACCACUUGACUCGCUGUGCAGCUUUAGAACUUGCGCCACACGGAGUGAGAGUGAACAGCAUCAACCCCGGGCCGGUUAGGACGGAUAUCUUCGCGAACACAGGGUUUUCGAAUCCGGAGGAGGUCGUGGAAGCGCUCAGGGCCGGGACUGCGCUGAACAGAGUCGGGGAACCUGAGGAGAUUGCGGACCUGGUGCUGUUUCUGGCCAGCGAGAAGGCAAGGAGCAUUACUGGCUCCAUUGUUGUGUCUGACAACGGUUACAUAUUGAAGUAGAUAACCACGUAAAGUAGCAGAUAUUGGUAUAGGUAUCAGCCAGCGGGAACGGCCAAGAUGCUCAAAAAUAUCUGAAUACACCCUAACAUCUUGAAAUCUAUUGUCCUGACAUUUAUUGACAAUAGAGACUCAGAUAUUUCUGAGCAUAUUGGCCGCUUUAAAGGGACGCUUACCCACUGGAAAUUUGUUUUUGGGAAAUAAACUUAUUUAUGUUUAAGUAUAGGGAAAUAAAUAAAAUAAAUUAUCCGCC